AUGCCAAACCAGGAACCUGCACAGGUCUUCAGAAAGGAGGCCAAAGGAACUCCCGCUGGCUCAAACGAGCAGGCCCUGAAUGGGAACAAGAGCGCUCUUUUCAGCCGUCUUCCAGCUCCCAUGGAGAGCUGCCGUAGCGCCAGAGCUCGAUUCGAGAAACUUCUGCCAUUUCGAAUCCCCCAUGUGGCCCAGAGCAAUGCGGUGCUGGAGCAAUAUGCUACUGAGAAUGGGGAUUCCAUCAGCAAGGACAGCGACUCUGCUGGAGGUGGGAAGGACUUGCCCGCGCUGUAUGUAACCACCAUCUUGGAAGACCCCUAUGUGAUGGCCAGAGGCACGGAGCUGGAAGGCUACUGCAUUGACCUGCUGGAGAAACUGUCACUGAUGCUGCACUUCAAGUACAAGGUGGGCGUGGUGAAGGAUGGGAAAUACGGAGCCUUGGGUCCCAACGGGAACUGGUCCGGAAUGAUUGGAGAGGUCGUGAGGAAGGAAGCAGACCUUGCCGUUGCACCGUUAACUAUUACGUCGGUGAGAGAAGAUGCUGUGGACUUCACCCAGCCUUUCCUACACACGGGCAUCGGCAUUCUGCUUGAGAAGGAAUCUGCCCUUGAAGAGGCCUCUCUCUUCCACUUCCUGACCCCUUUCAGCAAGGAGACCUGGGCCUGCAUUCUUGCAGCCUACCUGCUUUCUAGCCUUUGCUUGUUCCUUGCCGCCAGGCUGAGCCCCUGUGAGUGGGAUGGGAAUGAGGAGAACCGGUUCACGUUGCUAGACAGCCUGUGGUUUGGAGCCGGCUCGUUCACUUUGCAAGGCACGGUGCCCCACCCCAAGUCUCUCUCCGUACGGAUCAUUUCUGCCAUCUGGUGGCUGUUCGGCAUCGUCCUGCUGACCGCGUACAUCGCCGGCUUCAACUUUGUUCUGGAGUCGGGAUCUGAGCAGCUCUCCAUCCAGACCUUUGAAGACCUGGUGAAGCAGCGGCAGCUGGAGUUCGGCACCAUGGAAGGCUCGUCAACCCUCCUCUAUUUCAAGAAUUCCAAGAACCCGAUCCAGCAGAUGGUCUAUGAAUCCAUGAACAAAAAGAAGGACUUGGUUUUGGUCAAGAACUACCCGGCGGCCAUUCAGCGUGUCCUAGAUUCAAAUUAUGCCUUCAUCGGAGAGUCGAUCUCACAAGAUCUCGCUGUUGCCAGGCACUGUAAUCUGGUUCGUUCCCCAGAAGUCCUCGGAGCCAGGGGGUUUGGCAUCGCGACACCAAAAGGAUCCUCCUGGACUAAUAAACUGUCAGUUGCUAUCCUGAAACUUGGAGAAUCAGGUGACCUGGAUUAUCUUCGAAGCAAGUGGUGGGAAAGUAGCUGUUCCCAUGAAGAUCAUGAGAAGUGGAGCCCCCUGAAGCCACAAGCGCUGGGUGGGAUCUUCCUCAUCCUUGCGCUGGGCCUCGUGUUCGGGAUGAUCAUUGCUCUGGUCGAGUUAUCCAAAAAGAGCCGGCGCACAGCUGAACAAGAAAAGAAACCCUGCUGCUCUGUUUUUACAGAGGAGCUGAGCCAACGAUUGCGAACGAGAGAAGACAAGACGCAUGAAAAUGCGGGGAAGACAAAACCAUGA
Varanus komodoensis (Komodo dragon) is the source of this 1593-nucleotide messenger RNA. RefSeq names its product probable glutamate receptor. Gene Ontology annotation, biological process: synaptic transmission, glutamatergic; monoatomic ion transport; modulation of chemical synaptic transmission. Gene Ontology annotation, cellular component: dendritic spine; plasma membrane; AMPA glutamate receptor complex. Gene Ontology annotation, molecular function: AMPA glutamate receptor activity; transmitter-gated monoatomic ion channel activity involved in regulation of postsynaptic membrane potential. Lineage: Eukaryota; Metazoa; Chordata; Lepidosauria; Squamata; Varanidae. The transcript has 12 exons. The record is from RefSeq and is a predicted model, not a curated record. Bases 1 to 1593 code for a protein of 530 amino acids.